UCCGGGUUUCGGCAGUCUGGUCCACAUCCACUCCUCAGCCGCGUUUCUCAACUAUUCAUACUCAUUGUACACAAACCAACGAGGAGCAGGCGGAUAAGCACAGCGCAGCAUCGAUCGAGGGCUGCUCCUUUAAGAAAGACUAAGCCUGAAUGAUCACCCCACCUCCUCCUGAUCUCCUUUAGAGGGCUUUUGCAUUAAAAAAAAUCAACUCAUGAGCCGUGAGUGAUCAAAAGAAAAACGAGAGAGCUGAAUUUUUGUGUGCAUUUGACUAUUAACAUUAGGUGUGCUAACCCGUGGAAGCGUGCCGCGGAUCAUCAUUCAUUCUGGGGCUACUUUGAUAAGCAUCGGCGUUUGAUUGACAGCCGGAGUGGCAAAAAGCCAUGAUAUAUUGCUAGUUUUGUUCUGAGGGGUAUUUUAACAUUGUUUUUUUGGAAAAUUAGACUGGCUUUUUUCUCCCUCUGUGGCUGUCCUGGCGAUAGCCAAGGACCUAUUCGCCGUUGCUUUGGACUGAACUUGAGCUGAAGAGGACUGGCUUUGCUUCAGCGUUCCCUUUACCUUGCAAGAAUUACGGAUUCUUGAAAGAUCUCGCAUUUGGAUUUUGAGUUUUCCUUUCUUCUUCACCCUGGCCUCUUAGGGGAUAUAUCCGAAGCGAACGGAGUCAAGAGGGAGUAGUGAUAUGGCGCAGCGGUACGAAGACUUGCCCCACUACGGGAUGGAUGGGGUCGGUAUCCCCACAACUAUGUACGGGGAUCCGCAUGGUGCCCGCUCCAUGCAGCCGGUCCAUCUGAACCACGGUCCCCAGCUUCACUCUCACCAGUACCCGCACACAGCACACAACAGCAUGCCUCCUAGCAUGGGAUCGUCCGUAAACGACGCCCUCAAGAGAGAUAAAGACCAGAUAUACGGACACCCCCUCUUCCCCCUGCUCGCACUGAUUUUUGAGAAAUGUGAAUUAGCAACAUGCACGCCGAGAGAGCCGGGGGUCGCGGGAGGAGACGUUUGCUCAUCGGAAUCUUUCAAUGAAGAUAUAGCCGUGUUUGCAAAACAGAUUCGGGCAGAAAAGCCGUUAUUUUCAUCAAAUCCAGAACUGGAUAACCUGAUGAUUCAAGCCAUUCAAGUUUUACGUUUUCAUCUUCUGGAAUUGGAGAAGGUACACGAACUAUGUGACAAUUUCUGUCACAGGUACAUCAGCUGUCUGAAGGGCAAGAUGCCCAUUGAUUUGGUUAUAGACGACAGAGAAGGAGGGUCCAAAUCCGACAGCGAGGAAAUCACAAGAUCAUCGGGGCCUCUUGAUCAGACCUCCUGGAACAGAGACCACGACGACACGGCGUCCACGCGCUCCGGGGGCACCCCUGGCCCGUCCAGUGGGGGACACACCUCGCACAGCGGGGACAACAGCAGCGAACAGGGUGAGGGGCGCCGGACACUAUUCAGCCAAUCAGAUUGUGAUGGCAUGGACAACAGUGUGGCUUCGCCGAGCACUGGAGACGAGGAUGACCCGGACAAAGAAAAGAAGAGGAACAAGAAGAGAGGCAUCUUCCCCAAAGUGGCCACCAACAUAAUGAGAGCCUGGCUCUUCCAGCACCUAACGCAUCCAUACCCAUCGGAGGAGCAGAAGAAACAACUUGCACAAGACACAGGCCUCACCAUCCUACAAGUCAACAACUGGUUUAUCAAUGCCAGGAGGAGAAUAGUUCAGCCCAUGAUUGACCAAUCAAACCGUGCAGUAAGCCAAGGAGCGCCCUACACUCCAGAUGGGCAGCCCAUGGGGGGCUUCGUGAUGGACGGGCAACAGCACAUGGGAAUCAGACCACCUGGACCGAUGACAGGCAUGGGCAUGAACAUGGGCAUGGAAGGACAGUGGCACUAUAUGUAGCCUCCCUCCAGUCAACCAAUCGCUGAUCAUAUGGGAAGACUGCAGGGCAUACCAGGGGACGACCUGUCCGAUGACAGGGCUGCUCUGCGGCCUGUCGGGCGGGGGGGGGGCGGGGGUGGAGAGAAGGGACCGGCCACAACAACUUCAGCUUCAAGCAGCUCCCAUCCCCCCCAGACCCCACCCCCUCCAACACCCGUCCCGGCAGAUCCACAGCCUGCUCCACGCCAUGCAGUGAUAAGAGGGGAACCCAGACCUUCCACCGACCCUCUGCCCGUUCCCUCUGCCAGCGUCCGAUUCCUGGACGACCCUAUUCAUCCCUCCACCGAAAGGCCGGACUGCCUAGCCCAGUAGACCCUAAGGGAUCCCUCUAUGAGAAGAAGCGAUUGAGAGAUAUGAAUAAUAACAGACUUGUAGGGUGUUUUCCUUACUCAAGACUAAAGACUUGUCGGGUGAUUUCCUUACUCAAGACUAAAGACUUGUCGGGUGUUUUCCUUACCCAAGACUAAAGCGAGAAGAGCAUCUGCUACUUACUGUGGACUCCUUGAAAAAAAAACAAAAAAAACAACUAGAAACCUUUUUGGAGGAACUCUGCCCAGGCUUCGUCUGACUGGCGAUGGGUUAGGACCAAGGAGAAGCCAAUGUCUGUAUUCAACGGGACGCUAACGAAACACAGGGGUGCCCUUCAAAACAUAGGAUUGAAGUGAGGAGCAGUAAGAGAACAAUGAAAAAGAAAGAGAGCUUGAAAGUAAGACUAUAUCAACUCCCGAGGAGGAGGCAGGAGCAAGGAGGCCAUAUUGUAUACUGUUGUAAAGCUUCGCUGGACUCUCAAAGAGAACUGGGAAUUUGAGUAUUGUAAAGGCUAUGGUAUUGUUCUGGAUAUUAUGUUGUUUCUAAUAGGGUUUUUUUUAAACAAAGGAUGUGAAACGUUAUUGUUUUUGUUUGUUUGUUUCCACACUAUGUGUGAGCUGUCCUUUGGACCUCCCAACUCCCUGUUAUAAAUCACCUUGCGUUUAAUUAAAAAAGAAAUGAAAAAUAUGUGAAUAAACCAAUAAUUCGAUCAAA
Esox lucius (northern pike) is the source of this 2938-nucleotide messenger RNA. RefSeq names its product Meis homeobox 1 b (gene meis1b). Bases 677 to 1876 code for a protein of 399 amino acids. The transcript is spliced from 13 exons. NCBI's taxonomy places the organism in Eukaryota, Metazoa, Chordata, Actinopteri, Esociformes, Esocidae. Gene Ontology annotation, molecular function: DNA-binding transcription activator activity, RNA polymerase II-specific; RNA polymerase II cis-regulatory region sequence-specific DNA binding. Gene Ontology annotation, biological process: angiogenesis; embryonic pattern specification; hemopoiesis. The record is from RefSeq and is a predicted model, not a curated record.